AUGUCCAACAACAUGCAGCACAACCUUCCAACCGCCCAAUUUGAUCUCAGUCGACUUCCCGAAGUCUUCGAUGAACUGGCUCGUCUCGACACAAAACUUGCUGAAUCAUACACGACUAUGACCCGCAUGAUACUCUCCUAUGAAUUCCGGCUACACAACCUCCGCCAACGACUCGCUGCUGAAGGAGUAACCGUUGAGGAAGGGCAAUUUUCGGACAUUUUCAAGGGAGCCGCCGAAAUAUGCUCACACGAGGGCGAGAACGAGCUCAUUCGCCGUCUAGCUGAUGCUGUGAUUUCCAAGAUGCGCGGGGAAGAGCCCAUCGAAGACCAGAAAGAAAAUAUUCUCUCGGCUAAAAAUCAC
Messenger RNA from Mesorhabditis spiculigera, 360 nucleotides. Lineage: Eukaryota; Metazoa; Nematoda; Chromadorea; Rhabditida; Rhabditidae. The record is from the annotation of a GenBank genome assembly.